Messenger RNA from Daldinia loculata, 2486 nucleotides. RefSeq names its product ankyrin. The transcript is spliced from 2 exons. Bases 665 to 2296 code for a protein of 543 amino acids. Gene Ontology annotation, molecular function: protein binding. Lineage: Eukaryota; Fungi; Ascomycota; Sordariomycetes; Xylariales; Hypoxylaceae. The record is from RefSeq and is a predicted model, not a curated record.
CGGGCUUUACGCGUCACAGUGAGGAGCAAUCCGAGUGCGUGUUUUUGCUAGUUGAAAACUAUAACAUGACCACUCCUGUUUGGCUUCGUGCCGGGCAGGGAAUUUUUGGAACUUGAACCACUAUGGAUUCUUUUCAUCAUGGCUCUGUCCCUAGCUUGGAUGGAGGUGAGGAAGAGUGUUUGAUAUUGGUUGAAUGGCUGACUAUUUGCUAUGUACGGCGGAAAUUAUGUUGACUAGAUUUAAUUUAGGACGAGUCUAGAUACCGAUUAUCGCAUUUGUGGUGAUGGCCUGGUGCCAUGCCAACGGUAGAGGUAUCGCGCAGCUGGUAUCGCGUAGCAACCGUAAUAUCAUCGCAGGAAAUAUUUGUCAUUGAAAUUGAACAGCUUUUGAAAGGUCCACUAAGCUAUCCUACAACGCCUCUACCACCCUCGAAGUGUUAUGUCGAUACACUAGAGAGUUUAUCGUCGCAAAUGAAUUGAGUCGCUUGGAUCAUUCUUUUCACGUGGAGUCAUCUGUUGCGCGACCACCGACUCCAACACAUAAAAUCAGGCAUACCUUAGGUUUCUGUUACCUGAAAGAAACUCUAAAGCCUAACGCAACUGAAGAAACGAACUUCAAUCGCCUACGAUACAAUCACUACAAACAGUCGGCUUCGAAAGCAAGCAUGGAUCCGGGCAUGGGCAUUAAUAAUUUCCCUGCCAUCGUAUUUGCCUCGGUCAUUGAGUACCUGGUCUUGACUGUUGGCAUUUAUAAGGCUGUUCGACUCCGUCUAGUGAAUAAGGCUUUCAACUCCGAGAUACUAUUUGCUAUAUGCAAUAAGCAAGUUAUUGAUAUUGAUGACUUGGCUACCCCGUGGGUGUCCUCGAGGAUAACCCCUUCAAUUAAAGCCCAAAUCUUCCUAUACCGGUCCCGUUCUGGUAAGGGAAAACAAGACAGCUAUGUCACCACUAUCACCAGUGUCAACAAGGCAAUAGACCUCUUAACGCAGCAGACCGAAGAAGGUCGGGAUAAACAACACCAGAUCAUCGCCGAGGCUAUCUGUACUAUGCAUCCCCACAGCAUCGAACACUGGCAGAGUACCAUUAAUAUCAAUACCCACAUAGAAGCGCAAAACAUCCUGAGUGGUGCUAUUGUUCUCGGAAAUCUACCUUUAGUUGAGUCGCUACUCGAAGCACCGAAUACAUUGGCCCGAGUUAAUUUUGAAACUCCCUACUUUGGUCGACCACUGCAGCUUGCGGCUGUUUGGGGUCACCUACACAUCGUCCGUUACUUAAUCCACCGCGGUGCUGAUCCACGAGCAAGUAGUUAUGAUAGCGAGGAUGAUGGUGGUCCAGACUGGAGGCCCAAUGGAAAAGGCUUUAUUGACGACAAGCAGCGAUACUAUCGAAAACCUCGGGGAAGCGCCCUUCGAGCUGCUGCCUUAGGAGGGCAUGAAGAUAUUGUGAACCUACUUCUAAAGCCGGAACAUCGGCUUUCGACUUCUAAAGAGGAAUAUUUUCGAGCGAUUAUGGCUGCGGCGCGCGGUGGCCAUCCCAACAUCUGCCAACUACUUAUCACCUUGACGGGUAAACCCCUACGCCACCUCACAAGAUUGAGAGAUGAAAUAUUUGGGGAAGCAACUUUCCAUGGACGAGAAGAAGUGGUGCAGAUGGUACUUGAUUCUGGUCUGGACAUUGAUGCAAAGCCACGACAAGAAGAAACAUAUGUCUCCGCUCUGGAUAUCGCCGCAUCAAGGGGUGAUAUUCGUAUGGUCCGGUUUUUACUGGACCGAGGGGCCUCCAUAAGGCCACCCGUGAUGUUGACUGCAAACCCUAUCAAAAGCGCCGCCUCUGGUGGGCAUCAAGAAGUCAUGGAGAUAUUACUUGAGCAUGGAGCUAACGAUGAAAGGGUCCUCGAAGUUGCUACUAAUAGAGGGCAAGCUCGCCUAGUUAAAUGGCUCUUGGCAAAAGAUCCAAGCCAAGUAACCAGGGCAGAUAGGUAUGGACAAUACACAGUGGGAGUAAGUGCGUUGUUAUACGCCAUGAAAAUUAGGAAUCCCGACAUUAUAGCCCUCCUAGUUGAUGCUGGUGUCUCGCUGAAAGGAAUUCCUGAUACGGGAUUCAUACCACAUGGAGAUGAGCUUCUUUCUUCGGUGUGGAUAUUGGAUCUACUCGUUUCACUCGGGGUCGUAGAUCUAGAUCCCGAAAAAUAUCAAAGUUAUCAGCGGACUCCGGAGGAAGACAAUAUUCGAUAUCAGCCAAUGAGGAGAAGAGUGAAGAUUUCAAGACGGACAUGGCAAUGGGUAGGCAAGCAUUGAGACUUGUAUAUCAUCCUCUGACGCUAUCCUAUGGUAUAACUAUGUGUCUCUCAGAGAAGUAGUAUUUACCUAGGUACUCUUAAUGAUGCUAGUUCGAGCACGUCAGUUGGGAAAGAAACAAUGUAUAUAACUGUUGAAGAUUAACGAUUAAUGAUAACCUUACCGGCGUUUGUUAAUAAAGACUUUCGGC